Lycium ferocissimum is the source of this 1489-nucleotide messenger RNA. Its product is annotated as protein neprosin-like. Lineage: Eukaryota; Viridiplantae; Streptophyta; Magnoliopsida; Solanales; Solanaceae. The record is from RefSeq and is a predicted model, not a curated record. The transcript is spliced from 8 exons. The coding region runs from base 67 to 1023 and encodes 318 amino acids.
UAGAAAAUUCAGUUUUGAGUUUUUAUGUUGUGUUUAUUAGUUUGAUUUUUCAAAACGCCUAAAUUCAUGGCUGUAAAAAGAAAUGAAUUCAGAAGGCAUCAACAAAUUGUUCAACAAACUUUGUUGAUGCUAUAUUUUCUUUUGAGCUACAAUGGGGCGCAAGGAGAAAAAAAGCUAUCCAAAUUAGAGGACGCAGAGUUAGAAAAAGAAGUAAAACUUUUGAACAAGCCAACAGUCAAAACAAUUAAGACUAAAUAUGGGGAUAUAUACGAUUGUGUGGAUUUCUACAAACAACAUGCAUUUGAUCAUCCGUUACUGAAGGAUCAUAAUUUUUAUCCGAAGAUGAAACCUACUUUAUCUAGGAUGAAGAAAAAAUCAAAAUCCUCAACAGUUAGUAGGUCAUCGUCAAUAUGGUCAAAAGAUAGAGGAUGCCCUUUUGGAACUGUUCCUGUUAAGAGAAUUACGAAAGAUGAUCUUAUAAGACAGAGACGUAUGCCACCGCCAGAAAAUGUCACAUUCGACACUCAAUUUGAUGGUAGCAACAACAAUAGUAAGUCAAAGGGAAGAUACAUAUCUUCACAAGGAUAUAAGCUUGCAAUAGCUCGAAUUCCAAAUAAUCCAAAUAAUAGAUUUGCGGGAGCUGGAAUGGCAGCUAGUUUGUACAAUCCUCAUGUUAAAGGCCGACAACAUAGUGGUUGUCGACUAAAAAUUCAAAAAGGAUCAGAUAUCUUACAAGUUGGUUGGAGAGUGGACCCAACAUUAUAUGGAGAUACUAAAACUAGGCAUUUUAUACAUUUUCAGGCUGGUAAAACCCAUUGCUUCAAUACAUUGUGUCCUGGAUUUGUGCAAGUAAACAGUGAGAUACCUCUUGGUAGUGCAUACGAUUAUCUUUCAGAACGUGGAAAGACAAGUUGGGAGACCACGAUGUACAUUGAUCGGGAUUUAGCCAAUGGAAAUUGGUGGCUAUUAGAUGGUAGAAGCUUUGACCAAAUUGGUUUUACGGCCUCAAAGGAUCUUCACUGACUUGGCAAGUUUUGCUACGAAUGUUGAAUGGGGAGGAGUUGCAUAUAGCCCACCAGGUGUACCUGAACCUCCCAUGGGCUCUAGUUUUUUUCCUAUUAAGAACUCCCUUUAUGAUGGUUAUUGUACCGAAAUUACAAUUUUAAAUGAGAAGGGAAAGGAGAUUAAAGUAGAUGAAACAAUCACCCACACCGACAAUCCUACUAUGUACAAGGUUUUUGCUGGGACACUUUCGCAUGGUUUUCAGGGUUUAUAUUUUGUUCUUUAUGGGGGACCUGGUGAGAGUCCACAUAUUUAAUUGGAAUGGCAUUCUUCUAAAUCGCUUAAAAAGUAGAAGAAAAUAGUUUCUACUUUGUUCUAUACUUUUGAAUUUCAUGUUGCCUUCAAAACAAAUGCAAGGGAAAAAAAAAUAGCAUUUCCUUUUAUUUUGCUAUGCAAUAUAUUAUCGAAUAACUUUCUUGAAACUAAA